Messenger RNA from Danio rerio (zebrafish), 2233 nucleotides. It is a transcript of the gene trit1, whose product is annotated as tRNA isopentenyltransferase 1. Gene Ontology annotation, cellular component: cytoplasm; mitochondrion. Gene Ontology annotation, molecular function: ATP binding; tRNA dimethylallyltransferase activity. Gene Ontology annotation, biological process: tRNA modification; tRNA processing. Lineage: Eukaryota; Metazoa; Chordata; Actinopteri; Cypriniformes; Danionidae. The record is from RefSeq and is marked provisional.
CUUGAGAGCUUGCUGUCAUGGCGGCCGCCACGCGUGUACUCCAGAAAGGUAUCAAGCCCUCUUUAGUGGUGAUUUUAGGAGCAACUGGAACUGGCAAAUCUAAACUGGCUAUCGAGAUCGGGAAAAGGCUUAAUGGGGAGAUUAUAAGCGCUGAUUCCAUGCAGGUUUACAAAGGGCUGGACAUCAUCACCAACAAGGUUACAGAGGAAGAGCAAGCCCAAUGUCACCAUCAUAUGAUCAGCUUUGUGGAUCCAUUGGUUAGUGGCUACACAGUGGUGGACUUCAGGAACAAAGCUCUUUCUCUCAUAGAAGACAUGCAUCAUCGGAAGAAGCUCCCUGUCAUUGUUGGAGGCACAAACUACUACAUUGAGUCCAUUUUAUGGAAAGUGCUCAUCGACACUGGGCAAGGGAGUGACACAGAGCCAGAAAAAGGUGGAGGUGCUGAUUCAAGAGCGGGGCUAGAAAAACUGGGUGGUCCUGAACUUCACAGACGGUUAAAGGAGGUGGAUCCUGACAUGGCCGCCAUAUUGCACCCUCAUGAUUCACGAAAGAUUGCAAGGAGUCUGCAGGUGUAUAUGGACACCGGAGUUCCACAUAGUCGACUUUUGGAGGAGCAGCGAGGACAGGAUGGAGGAGAUUGUCUUGGGGGUCCCUUGCGGUUCCAGGAUCCUUGCAUCUUCUGGCUGAACGGCAAAACAAAUGUUCUGGAUGAGAGAUUGGACAAGCGUGUGGAUCAGAUGUUGUCACUUGGGCUGAUUGAUGAGCUUAAAGAUUUUCACCUGCGCUUCAAUGAGAAGAUGAUCAAAGAGAGCAGUCAGAACUAUCAACACGGCAUAUUCCAGUCUAUUGGUUUUAAAGAGUUUCACGAGUACCUUACAACGAGUGAGAACAUCAGUCAGGAAGAACGUGAUAAACUGAUGAAUAAGGGGAUCGAGUCUCUCAAGCAGGUGACCCGCCGCUACGCCCGGAAACAGAAUAAGUGGGUCCGUAACCGAUUCCUCAAGAGACCUGCUAGCAAUGUGCCACCUGUUUAUGGUCUGGAUGUGACUGAUGUGACCAAUUGGGAGACUACUGUACUUACUCCUGCUCUAGAGAUCCUGGACUGCCUCCAAAAGGGAGAGCAACCAUCUGCACAGCCAAUUAAAGCAGAGGGGGUGGAGUCUCGCAAUAAGCGGAGUCAUCACAUGUGCGAUCUGUGCGAAAAGGUAAUCAUUGGAGACUUGGAAUGGACAGCUCACCAGAAGUCCAAAAACCAUCUUUAUCAAGUCCGUAAGAAGAGGAAAUCAGAGCAGGCCACAGAUCUGGAUACAAAACAUGCCAAACAUCAAAAUGACUGUGACAAGCAGGUACCUGCACUAUAACAUCCCUCGCUGCCUCUACUGGGGUGUUUUGGGGUCAAGCUUGGAGAUGGACCAAAGGAAUAAAAGUACUCUUAAUGUAUUUUUGAGAUCAAUAUGACAAGGUACUUUGAGAUUGAUUGGUUUACAGUGUGCAGCAGAGAUAUCUCCAGUGUCCCUGUGGAGUAGCAAAACUUUACUUCAGGCUCUGUGAUGCUUGGACCCCUGGAUUUGGUGGUUUUCCCCAUCUGCCACAGGCCUGUGGUUACAGUUAAUGUCUGGAUUUGGAUUCUUGUGUUGGACAGAUGUCUUCCCUGCUGCUGUUUUGUCUGAGCAGUGGUCUUUUUUAACCACAUCUAGCCACCUCUGUUGCCCUCUUAAACCACACUGUGGUGAGCUGUUCUAACCUUUUUGGCUGCUCUAACUGAACUCCAAAUACUUCACAGAUGAUUUUGGAUUACUGGAUCACAUUUGUUUUCCUGCUGAUCGAGAAUGGAGGUUAUUUAUUCAAUAUUAAAUCUUAUGCAGACUUUUUUUUGCAGGUCUUGCAUUUAAAUUCAAUCAUCUGAUCCAUUAGGAUCAGCGCAUAUCUUUGACUUUAAGCAGAUGUGGACAUUCGUCUUCAGGAUUUCCAGUGCCUUUGCCCUUUCUCUUGCAACAUCAAUCAAACAACACACAUUCAUGUGAAACGCAAUUAUAUUGUGGAAAAGAGCAGCAUGAACAUUCUUGCAAAUAACGUUUGGACGAUCAUCAGUGCGAAUAGGUAAUUUUUCAGUUUAAGACUCUGCAUUUGCUUCAUGAGUUUAAGUGUUGAUAUUUCAUUAUUUUUACAGAGUGAUAUGUCUAUUACUGCAUACAUUAUGCAAAUGAAAUUAAAGUGCUUUUUAUUUUUUAAA